This is a messenger RNA of Penicillium verrucosum, 582 nucleotides long. RefSeq lists its product as uncharacterized. The coding region runs from base 1 to 582 and encodes 193 amino acids. The transcript has 5 exons. Lineage: Eukaryota; Fungi; Ascomycota; Eurotiomycetes; Eurotiales; Aspergillaceae. The record is from RefSeq and is a predicted model, not a curated record. Gene Ontology annotation, molecular function: protein binding.
AUGAAUUCAAUCAUAGUGACGUGGCAAAUAUCAUUCGAUUAUAUACGGCAAACAGAGCCUUCUGCUGCCGGAUACUUAUUCGGCCUCAACCGAAUAUCAAAUAUAUAUCACGUUCGAACUCUCAGAUAUACGUCACAGCGCGGUGACAUCGCAGGUAUAAAGGAAAUAGCAUCAAAGUCAAGAAUAGAAAGGUUAGCUUUGUUAGGUAAAGAGUAUAAAGAAUUUCUUAAUAGCAUAGAUAUAUUAGCAACAGCAUACUCGCUUAAGGAGACCCGCAAGACAAAGCUUAGCCAUAAUCAUCCUAAUACGCUAAAGAGUAUGGCUAACCUCGCGGUGGCGUACCGGAACCAGGGUCGGUGGGGUAAAGCCAAACAGAUUCAGCUUCAAGUGGUUGAAACGAGUAAGGCUAAGCUCGGCGACGAUCACCCCAACACGCUUAGAAGCAUAGCCAACCUAGGCCGAGCGGAAGAGGCCGAGCAGCUCGAUCUAUAUGUGGUAGAAAAGAGCAAGACCAAGCUCGGCGACGAUCAUCCCGACACGCUAAGUUAUAUAGGCAACCUAGCAUCGACGUACUCGGACUAG